This is a messenger RNA of Funneliformis caledonium, 1884 nucleotides long. NCBI's taxonomy places the organism in Eukaryota, Fungi, Glomeromycota, Glomeromycetes, Glomerales, Glomeraceae. The record is from the annotation of a GenBank genome assembly.
AUGGAUAAAGCUCCACAUAUGCCAAAGAGAACCUCAAGUUUUCAUUCCGGAUCUUUUCCUGUAGUUAACUCGUCCGACGAUCAUAUCUUCUCCAGCAAUGUAGAGGACUACGAUAUUAAUACAAACAGUCCUAUAGGUUAUGGUGCAUCUGCUAUUGUUUAUGGUGCUUUAUAUAAACCAUUGAAUAAAAGGGUUGCCGUUAAAAUGAUAGAUCUGGAUUUCUUUGAGCGAAAUCAAAUCGAUGAAGUUAGGAGAGAAACACAAUUAAUGUCUCUUUCAAAACAUACGAAUGUGUUACGUGUUUAUGGCUCGUUUGUAAACGAAUCAAAGCUUUAUAUUGUUACUCCUUAUAUGUCAGCUGGUUCAUGCUCGGAUAUAAUGAAGACCACUCAUCCCGAUGGUUUCGAAGAACAAGUAAUAGCGGCUAUUUUAAAACAAGCCCUUCUAGGAUUGGAUUAUUUGCACAAAAAUGGACAUAUUCACAGGCAAGCUAUAAUUAACUUAAAAGAAAAUGUUAACAAAGACGUAAAAGCCGGAAAUCUUCUUGUAGACGAAGAUGGAUCAGUUCUGCUUGCUGAUUUUGGUGUAUCAUCUUCUCUAACAGAAAAUGGUGAUAGAAGAGGUUUUCGAAGAACUUUUGUCGGCACACCAUGUUGGAUGGCUCCAGAAGUUAUGGAACAUGCAGGAUAUGAUUAUAAAGCCGAUAUCUGGUCCUUUGGGAUUACUGCGCUUGAAUUAUCUACUGGACAUGCACCUUUCGCCAAAUUUCCGCCCCUUAAGGUAAUCAUGGUUACACUUUCUAACGAUCCUCCUACUCUUGAUAGAGAAUCAACAAAGCAUAAAUAUUCAAAGACAUUUAAGGAAAUGAUCGAUAUGUGUUUGCAAAAGGAACCAACUAAGCGUCCAUCUACAGAAAAAUUGCUAAAUCAUCCGUUUUUUAAACCUGCUAAGAGAAAAGAUUUUUUAGUGAGUAAAAUAUUGCAACACUUGCCACCUUUGGAAGAAAGGCCACAUAAAAUUCAACAAAAACCCAUAACAUAUAACAAAGGAGUAACAUGGGAUUUUGCGGUUGAUAGUGAAUACCGUGAAAAUGAUGAUCAAGACUCGCAAGAAGCAAAUGACGGUACAUCAGAAGGAAAGCGAGUUGAAUUUUCUGUUAUUGGUGAAAAUAAUGAUGCUUCCAAAACAGAUUCGAGUGCUGCAGUUGUACCACAAAAAAAGUCGCGGUUCCAGGUUGGAGAUGCUGUUACAGAAUCAAAUAAACCUUUAUCUUUAUCCGUACCUUCGACUCCUUCAGCUAUCUCUGUUCCUUCCCAAAAUCCAUUAUCUAAAUCCCAGCCUCCUUCUGCUGGAACAAAUUUUGUAUCUAAUCCAUUUUCGUCAGGAGAAAAGGAUGAACAGAAUGCUCAACGUAUACAACCUCAUCAAUCACAAGGAAUUAAAAAGGGAAGAUUUAGUGUUGAAAGUAAUGGAAUUAGGGAAAGAACUUUUUCUUCCGGAACUCUACCUGAAUCCGAUAAUCAACUUCUUCCUCGGUCUAAGGAGUCUAACGAGAAUUUAACAGAAAGUAAUAAGAAGAGCAGAUUCGAAGUCCAACAGCCUUUGGAUAUUACAUUGACAUCAUCGUCAGGUUCUCAAAUUUUUUCUCGAGAAAGUUCUGUUCAUUCACUUUCUCGUGAUUCAACAUUGUCAAAAGGUGAUACUUUAUUAACCAAGGAAGGUACUAUUAAUGGAGGAUCCUUAGAUGUGCAAACUAUGGAAAAGGCUCCAGAAAAACCUGUGGGUACCAAAAAAGGAAGAUUUCAAGUAUCCAGUGUUGAUGUACCACCAAAGAUAGAUGGGUCAAUAUCUCCAUCAGGUAUAGAGAAAGUUGGAAAUGAAUAA